AUGUACCUUUCGGCAGCAGAAAAACUCUGUCAGGGCUCUUUACCGACGCGACGAGUACGUUCAAAGAUUUAUACGGACCUGGAGCUCGAAUGGGACGCUCAAGACGUCAUGGGCUGUCUUACUGAAGCCGGAGCUACUCCAGUCAAGAUGGGGAAGUACUUACGCAGAGGUUCUUCAGACUGGUUCAACCAGCACGUCGGCACCAAGCAACACUGCAAGCAGGUGUACACCACGUACGACGCGAUCGCCGAAGGGUAUCUCAAGCUAGGGAACACCAGGGCUACUUCUGUCCCCACCAACGAAAAGACCGGCAGUGGAAGCGGCAACAACGCCUACUGCAUCGUCGCUUGA
Molecule: messenger RNA, 351 nt
Organism: Cyclocybe aegerita
Lineage: Eukaryota; Fungi; Basidiomycota; Agaricomycetes; Agaricales; Hemipholiotaceae
Source: the annotation of a GenBank genome assembly